Molecule: messenger RNA, 1620 nt
Organism: Colletotrichum acutatum
Lineage: Eukaryota; Fungi; Ascomycota; Sordariomycetes; Glomerellales; Glomerellaceae
Exons: 3
Source: RefSeq, a predicted model, not a curated record
CCGCCACUCCGGGGAUCCCUUCCGAAUCUUGAAGUCUCCGGGCGAUUUCCCAACGCCCGUUCUAUUGCGCACCCAUUGCAGCCAGCAGUUCCCCUCCUUUCGAGCCAGACGAGACCAACCGACCACACUGGCGACACUUUGCGACUAUCGCUCCAUCCUUCGGGGGUCUUCCCCUCGACCGCGAUGAAGCCAUUCCCAGGCAUUCGACGAGUGCCCAGAACUUCUCACAGAAGCUAUGGCACAACCCCGUCGGCCAGACCGGGGCCCGUUUUCUUGUCCAAGAAAUACAUAAGAGAAAAAGAAGCCAAGGCAGUGGGGAGGGCACCGCCAAUACCGCUAAUGUCCAAAAAAGAGGCAAAAGCCCAAGCGAUACGAGAUGCGCCAAAGCGCAGAGCAGAGGAAAGACAGGAACACUUCACCAAGAGAAUCCAAGAGGUCCUAGGCCACGACGAAAUUGCAAAAGAUGUACAAAUAGACAAGGAGAACAAGAAAGUCAGGACCUCGGCCGGCGACCUGCCCAUCUCACCCGUCAUGGACCCGGUGUGGAUGGAUGUGCGUACGAGGUACCGGACGCCGAAACCCAGACCGAAAUCCAAGAGCGCCAAGGUCCGGGAUCAUUCUUUGUCUUCCCCGGGGGAGGCACCCGUGAAACACAGGUACAGGACUAGGAUGGGCUUGGACAAGAAGACGCAGAGCCCGAGGCUCAUUAUCAUGAAUAAGUUGCCCAACGGGGGGAGGUUCCGCGUCAAGUUGGAACAGAACCCGUACGUCCAUGCUCUCGCCUCGCCUGUCCGAUUCUGUCCCGUCACGGGGACGUCUCUGCCGAAAUACUUUCUUCAAAACUUCAAGGCCGUUACGAAUCCGGACACUCAAGGGCACUGGUUUAUACCAGGUGACGUCGAAGUAUCGUGGACGCAUAAAGAUGCUAUGGAAGAGGAGCUUAGGAAGCUUGAUAAUCUGGAGAAUGGGUCAGGAAAGCUUGACGACGACCCCAUUGCAAAACAAAAAGACACAGACCAGCUCCUCCUCAAAUCCCCCUCCGCCUACGUCGUCUCCCGGAAACCCGUCAUCGACUCCAUGGCAGGCAAACGCGGCAAAACACCCUUCGGCGACGGCUGGCGCACGCUCCUCGGCAGGAAUCCCAAGGUCAUGAACUCAGAUAUCCCCAAACGCCUCGUUUGGCGCGAGGACAUGGGCGACUUCGUCCUCGAGAACCUGCGCAAGAAUAUCAUGAAGUAUGUCACUUGGUACGUCGAGGCGGACGAAGGGUACAGCUCGUGCAUCCAGCCCCUCGAGACCUGGGAAGACGUCCACGACGCGGAGAAGCGGAGCUGUCUGCUGUGGUACGACGAGGCCAACAUCCCCGCGGGGGAGAGUCGGUGGGACGAGUGGAUGAAGGAGGGAAAAGUGAAGCCGUUUGCGACGUACGACGUCCCGGACGCAAAGUACGAAAAGAGUCUGCCCAUCUACGACAUCGGGCGGCUCAUGGGGCCAAAGUACCUCGCGAAGCUGCGGGAGAUACCCUUGUUCCGCGAACAUUCGCUCUUCGUCGUUAAGAAGAAGCGGUCGAUUCCGCUGCAGCUGUAUCUGUGGAAGCUGCAGGCGUACAUGGCUGAGUAU